AACGUCUUCUGUCGCGCAUCAUCAUAUAGUUCCAAACGAAAAUAUUCAAUUUUAUCACAAUAACUUAAUAUUUAUGCAUAUUACUAUCAGAGGGUGCAACGGGUAUAGGACACCAGAGCCCUCAGCACACGUCUUCACACAUCAAGAAUGGAGAAAGUGGAAACCAGUUGUAACAACAGUGGUUAAUGGGGGGGCAAAAAUAUCUGAUACAGGAAUGCUGUGUGCUUCAGUAAACUGCAAACGAAGAAAUUAUGGUGUGUAUCAAACACACUUAAAGUUAAACACAAAUAUUGCAAUGUUAAAGAUAAAAUGAGCGAUUAGUGAUUUAUUAAGUGGGGUAUGGUUAUGGCUGUUCGUAUGACGUCAUACUCAUAGAAACAUCAGAAUAGGUAGUAGGAGUAAGGAAGUACUAUCUUUAAAAAGUUUUAAUAAGCCACGCUGCUUACGAUUUCAAUUAUUUGAAUUUCUUUGGACUCUGGUUUUAUAUGUUUGUUUGUGACAAGCAAUGUUGGUAAUACAAAAAUACAGUUUAUUGAUAGGCCUAAUGCCAGUACUGCUAGUGCUAUUACUAGUAGUGGCAUUGUGCCAACUUGGGUUACUGUAGUGUCGUUCAGUAGAAAACCGAAUUACGAGGAAAGUCUACGUUACUGUACUAUUUCUAACUUCCAUUAGUUCAAGAUCAAUACUUGACAGUGUUAUUAUUGUAGUACCAGGUACCGUAGAAUUAUAGAAGUUACUAAUUUUGACAAAAUGUUGUGUUUUCCACAUGUUAACAUGGGCAGUUCCUGUUUUUAUAUAUUUCUACCUUAUUACAUAGAACAGACCACAAGGUCACUGUAAUUUUCCCUUUUCUGAAGUUUUCGUAUUUCUCUUGUUUAGGCUAUACAAUUUUUUGGGAGUGGCAGUAUUUAAGAUAUUUUACAACAAGACCUAAGUGAACAUAUUCUUUAAAAAUAUGAUAACUUAAGUACAAGAAAAAUAUGGUUUGUGCAUUUCACUUAUUACAAUAUAUUCAGAUUUCCAUUCCGUAUAAAAUGUAAGCAUUGAGUUGUUGGUUAGUCAUGGAAUGCAUAUAUUAUUUCUAGACUUAGUUUUGUUUUGUUUUUGUCAGGUAAACAUUUAAAAGGAACCAGAAGUUAACCACAAACAUUCAGCUUUUUGCCUGCUGAACACUAAGCAAUGUAGGGAAGUUAGUAGCCAGACAGAAUAUUAAAUAACUUUAUUUUACAACUUUUAAACAAAUAUUAUCUUAAAAGGAAGAAUUUUUUAUUAUUUUAAAUGAAGUUUCAAAUGGCUUCUGCCUUUCCCAAUACUCAGAAUGAAAGAACAUGCCCAUCGUUAAUUUGUCCAUUAUGUCUAGCUCAAAGUCUAGAACCAAAAGUUUUACCAUGUUUGCACACAUUUUGCAAAUAUUGCCUGGAGCAGUUCAAUGAACUUAAUCAAGACUCAUUAUCUGGGCAUUUAAAAUGCCCAACUUGUCAGCAAAAAAUUUCUGCUAUUUCAGAAAAUUUAGGGUUAGACACUAUAGUGUCAAAUCUACUUAUUGGGAACAUAUUAGAAGUGGUUAAGGAUGAUUUUGAGUAUAAAAAUGGUUUGAAUGGACUAGAGAUAUCUCUAAUUCUGUGCAGCUGUUGUGAAGAAGGAAACAAUGCUGUAGGUCGCUGCCGAGAUUGCAAUGAAUUGUUGUGUGAGAACUGUAUUCAAGCACAUCAACGUGUUCGUUUGACAAAAGAACACUAUAUUAUACGAUUUACAAAUGAUUUAUCUCAGCAUUGUACACCUUCUACUCAGCCUGUUGGAGGUCAUUCCGACUAUUAUUGUGAUGUACACAAAUGUGAAGUGCUUAGACUGUUCUGUGAUACCUGUAAUGAACCACUAUGUAGGGAAUGUGCACUGAAAUUACAUAGAAGUCACAGUUUUGUCUAUUUGCAAGAUGCAAUACAGAAUUCCAAAGUUCUCAUAUUCAAAUUACUGUGUGAUGCAAAAGCAGGAUUGCAGGCAAUUGAGGAAAGCAUUGAAAUAACCCAACAGAUGACAGACAGAGUAGAAGUCAGAGCCCAGAAUGUUUCUGCUGAUGUUCAUGAAACAAUACAAAGACACGUGAAUGUUCUUGAAGAGAGAGAAAGAGAGUUAUUGCGACAUGUGGAAACCAUUCGUCAAGUAAAAGGGAGAUCAUUACAUUUGCAAAUGGAAGACUUGAAAGUAGCGUUAGCAAAAAUGACUCAUAUAGUGGAGUUUAUCCAACAUGUGCUUGAUUCAGGAUCAGAUAUUGAUAUUUUAAAAGCUAAAGACAAGGCAUAUACACAGUUGCAUGAGUUAAGAUAUUAUCAGAAUCACUUACAGCCUCAGGAAGAUGAUAAUAUUCUCUUUACUCCACCAGACAAUGCUCUGUUAAGUGCAGUUAGUGCUCUUGGUUUCGUCAGUAGUAGUGGUUUUGCUCCAAAUUGUAUUGCUGUGGGUGAAGGAUUGAAAUGUGCUCUUCGAGGUCGAAUUUCUAAUUUUACUGUCCAAACUAAAGAUCAUUUAGGUGAUGUUCGACUUGUGGGUGGUGAUCCAUUCCAUGCCGUUAUUCAGGGUCCUGAUGGAACAUUAUUUCGUGCUGAUGUUGUGGAUCAUCAGAAUGGUUCCUACUUAGUAAGUUAUCGACCACAAACUGAAGGUCGCCACAUUGUGUCUGUAACUUUGCAUGGAAUGCAUAUCCAACAAAGUCCAUUUAACAUUAUGGUGCGAUCAGGGAGAAAUUACAGCACUAUAGGACAAGUAUUGUUUUCUUUUGGUAGUGAAGGAGAUGGAGAAAGUCAGUUGUGUCGACCAUGGGGUGUUUGCACUAAUAGAGAAGGCUAUAUUAUUGUGGCCGAUCGAAGCAACAAUCGUAUUCAGAUUUUUAACAGUGAUGGAUCCUUUCGGUACAAGUUCGGAUUUCCUGGCUCUCGCCCUGGACAAUUUGACCGACCUGCAGGAAUAGCUACCGAUGCUCAAAACAGAAUUAUUGUUGCAGAUAAAGAUAACCAUAGAAUUCAAGUUUUUACUUUUGAUGGUACGUUCCUAUUGAAAUUUGGUGAAAAGGGAAGUAAAAAUGGUCAGUUCAACUAUCCGUGGGAUGUUGCAGUAAACUCUGAAGGGCAGAUUUUGGUGUCUGAUACUCGUAAUCAUCGUGUUCAACUUUUUCAGUCAGAUGGAACAUUCAUUAAUAAGUAUGGAUUUGAAGGUGCUUUGUGUAAGCACUUUGACUCUCCUCGUGGUGUUUCUUUCAAUCCAGAAGGAUAUAUGGUUGUGACAGAUUUUAACAACCAUCGUAUUCUUGUGAUCCAUCCAGAUUUUCAGUCAGCCCGUUUCCUAGGCACAGAAGGACCCAACAAUGGACAGUUCUUGCGACCACAAGGUGUAGCUGUAGAUCCUGAAGGGAACAUCAUUGUUGCUGAUUCCAGGAAUCAUCGAAUUCAGAUAUUCCAACCAAAUGGAACUUUUCUUUGCAAAUUUGGAACACUAGGAAGUGGUCCAGGUGAAAUGGAUCGUCCUUCAGGUGUUUGUAUCAGUCCUGAUGGCCUCAUUAUUGUGGUAGAUUUUGGAAACAAUCGAAUCCAGGUAUACUAGGUAGAAACCUAAGACAUGUGACUAAGGUUCAAUUGAUGUGUUACAAUUUUUUUAAGAUGUGAGUUCUCACAAUAUACAUUUUUAUAACUGUAUCAUGAAGACCAUUAGUUAGAUUUAGCCAAAG
Limulus polyphemus (Atlantic horseshoe crab) is the source of this 3718-nucleotide messenger RNA. Its product is annotated as E3 ubiquitin-protein ligase TRIM71-like. Gene Ontology annotation, biological process: proteasome-mediated ubiquitin-dependent protein catabolic process; protein polyubiquitination. The record is from RefSeq and is a predicted model, not a curated record. The transcript has a single exon. The coding region runs from base 1279 to 3594 and encodes 771 amino acids. NCBI's taxonomy places the organism in Eukaryota, Metazoa, Arthropoda, Merostomata, Xiphosura, Limulidae. Gene Ontology annotation, molecular function: ubiquitin protein ligase activity; protein binding; zinc ion binding.